Molecule: messenger RNA, 2037 nt
Organism: Manis pentadactyla (Chinese pangolin)
Lineage: Eukaryota; Metazoa; Chordata; Mammalia; Pholidota; Manidae
Gene: STPG2
Product: sperm tail PG-rich repeat containing 2
Exons: 14
Coding region: 232-1833 (533 amino acids)
Source: RefSeq, a predicted model, not a curated record
GCGAAGCGCCAGGUAGCGCCCUGGGGUAAGGCUCGCGGCUCGGUGCGCAUGCUCCCAGGGCCGGGACUGCGGAAGGGAACUUAAGCUUCUCUCCCAGUGGCACCCGGCGCGGAGAGCAAUGGGCGGAGUUGGGGCCGGAAGCACUGGGCAGGCGCAGACUCCUUAACCUCCCGCCUUGGGGCAACUCCUCAGCUCUCAACUGCCACGCCCCUGCACACUUCCCCGGCCAUAAUGUAUGAUCGGGCACCCCGCUUGCUCAAAUUGGCUGAAGGUGGCAGCACUGAGGAUCACGUGGGUCCUGGAUCCUACCAGGUACCUUUUCUGAAGCAGGUAACAGGUGGCUAUGCACCAUUCCUUUCUUUGGCUGCCAGGCAAAGUACUUUUACUAGUGCCUCUAAUUUUGAGAAAGCUGUUCCAGGUCCGGGACACUAUACUGUUUCAGAAGCACAGUAUAAUAUAAAAGGAGGCCGUAGUCUACAAAACCGGGAGAAACGUUUUCAGAAGCAUCUUUCAGAUAGUCCAGGACCAGCAAGCUACAAUCAGUCUUACGCUGGAAUGUUAGAUACCAUAAACAGAAAAGUGCUAGAGGCUAAAGAGCAUCUUCAGUCAAAAGUUUCAAGGGUACCUACUGUUUCCAGAAGUAUUGAUAUUCCUUCAAUUCCUUGUGGACGGUCAUAUGGUUACCAUAUUAAUGAGGAUGACAGUAUUGUAAAACAUUUUCCACCUGCUAGUGACAACACACUAGGCCCAGCAUAUUAUAAACCUCAAUUUGAUUGUUCCAAUACAACUUUGAAAUAUAAGGGAAUACAUUUUGGAAACUCUUUGCGAAGACUAGAGUUACCUAUAAAGUCAGGACCUGGUCCUGGACAGUAUGAUAUAGUCCAGAAAAAGACACCACAUUAUGAAAACAUUAACAUCAAGAAAGAUCAACCGCAAAAUUGUUCAUAUCUCCCACGAUUUUAUGAAGUAAUAAUAUUUCAGGAGGAAAAGAAGGGAGUACCAGGGCCUGGAAAAUAUGACAUUACAAGUCAGUUUCAGAAGAUUGAAAGUAUGAUACCAAAUGUAAAUGUUGCAUCACCUGCUUUUCUUUCUCAAUCACAGAGAUUUGUACCUAUAAAAUCAAUCACCCCGGCUCCUGGCACAUAUAAUGAAUCUCGAACUGCUUUCAAGUCCUUGAAGAAAACACUAGGACUGAAAAAUGCUCCAUUUGGUCAAAGUGCUGCUCGAUUCAAGCAGGAUGCCAAGACUGAAGAAAUGCCAGGUCCUGGGUUUUAUAAUAUCUCAAAUAAUACCAUAAUUGACAACUUCAGCAAUACCUGCUUGAACAAACAAAAGAAAAGGGCAUUUGGUUCUUCUGUCCCUCGAACUUUGUUCCUGGUCCAGAAAGAAGCUUUUACUACUCCUGGGCCUGCUGAUUAUCAGAUUGGUGGAAUUUCUGAUGAGCUACCUACCUUGACUAACCCAUAUGAUGCUUUCUUGUCAAGAACAGAAAGGACUACUAAAUUAUCAGAUGUGGAAAUUCCAGCACCAGGCAGCUAUGAUGUUCAAAAAUCAUAUGCGAUGUCUAAAGUUCAGCAUAAAUACAUGCCACCUCGCAGUUUUGUGGCUAAACUAAAACAUGCCUCCUUUCUUAGCUGUACUCCUCGGUGUCCAGACAAAAUGACUGAUGGGCCAGGGCCUACAACAUACAAUCCUGUUUUAAGGAAGUCUUGCUCCAUACCCUUAUUUGUUAAAACAUCAAAGCGUUUUAAAGAUUCCAAAGAGAUUACUCCUGGUCCAGCAACAUAUGAGCUGGCUCUGUAUAUCUCAGCUUUGUUGGUCUUGGUGGCAUGAAACCAAAGCAAGACCUUCCCACAGUGCCCCAGAAGGCUAGAAAAGCUGGUUCCUCACCCACCCAACUCUUCCUUCCUGGUGAGCAGAACUCUUUCAUGCUGAGAAGUUGGUUCUUGUUGAUGAACAGUGCCACUUGUGGGAAGUGAUGAUUUAGUCAAAAUUCAGUUGUCUUCUUCCUCUACUUUUCUUUCUCUACAAUUAUUC